This is a messenger RNA of Homarus americanus (American lobster), 3725 nucleotides long. RefSeq lists its product as uncharacterized. The coding region runs from base 68 to 1408 and encodes 446 amino acids. The transcript has 3 exons. NCBI's taxonomy places the organism in Eukaryota, Metazoa, Arthropoda, Malacostraca, Decapoda, Nephropidae. The record is from RefSeq and is a predicted model, not a curated record.
UGGUUCCAGGAAGUGUAUUGAGGUGGAGGAACCCAGGUGGUUGUGGCCACUGGACUUUAAUUCUCGGAUGUUCUUUGAGGGACACAAGGUGGGGGCAAGAUACUCGUGUGUGGUCAAUCUCAUCAACACGACACAACCAAUCCACCACCACGUUAUAAUCAACACCCUCUAUCAUCUUUGCAAGAAGAUACCUUUCCUGGGAGUGAACAUAAAGACGAGAGACGAUCAACUUUGGUACUGCCAAGACGAACACUUCAACCUAAAUUUUCAGAUGUUAGAGGAAGGAACCAGUGUGAUAAAAGAGUUCCAAAAGCUCAGCAAAGAAGGCUUGGGAACAGAGGAUGCCCCCUUGAUGAAAGUUCGGAUGAUCCCUGGGGUGACGGACGCCCCCUGCGCCUUCCCCGAGUAUAACAAAGACUUCCCCCAUCAAUACGCCAUCAUCUUUUUCGUGCACCACUCCAUCAUGGACGGUACCAGUAUGGCCUACAUGUUACAGGCGUUUGUGGAAGUACUUGACAGAGUUUUGCGUGGCCAGAGUGUUGACAAUACCAAACAAAUAGGAGUAUUUGUUUCACACCAGGAGAUCACAGAAAAAGAACUGCUGAUUGAGAAGAUGUUGAACAAUGAUCAAGGACGAUUGAGGGAGUUGAAACAAGAAGUUCUAGCAAGCACCAAAUCGCCUGAAAUAUUAAGAGGUUAUCCUGCGCCUGGGGGACCUAACCCGACCACUCACUUUCUUCACCGCGAGAUUCAGCCAGAAAGGUUCCACAAGAUCUACCUCCGGUGUAAGCAACACGGUGUAACCUUUUACACUGCCCUACAGGCUACUGUAAACACCGCUAUAGUCGAACUACUGAAGGAGGCGGGAAUCAACGAUGAAGACUUCAAUAUCAGUGUCUCCAAUACUACCAACCUGCGGCGAUACAUGCCAAGGCGCCCUUCACCAACACUUGGGCUACACUUGUACUACACCACGCAACUUGUCAACGUUAAUCGAAAUGUGAGGGAAAGUUUCUGGAACUUUGCUAAAAUAAUUGGCAGUGACCUGAAAACUCUCCUUACUUCAGAGGCGUCGCUGGUACAGAGUGUGGUGCGGAGGAUGACGCUGCCGCCCAUCGACCCGACUACUUACUUCAUGACUCCUCCACCCUUGACAAGCGACUACAACUUUACCAAUAUGGGAGAUUUGUCUGCCUUGGUUAGUGGUGAUACUCACAGCGUUCAAAUUUCAGGCUUAACAGCGCUCGUUUCCUUGUACAACUUGCCAAAUAUAAACUUUCACUCUAUGCACACAUUCCGUGGUAAGCCUCUCUACACGUUUGGUUACGCCUCCAACUACAUGACGCACGACACAGCAGAGAGGCUGGUCAACAUGAUCUUCACCAUCCUCGACGAAGUUAGUGAAUAAUGCCUCCAAAAUGAGUCAAUUAACAUCCUGUUCUACCCAACACCACUCAACGAUAUUUAUUCUAAGAUGUGGGAAUUUGUUCUUUAUUUUUCAGCUACACUUAAGAAUCAUAUGUGAGCUACAAUAUUUGUUGAUCUUUUCGUUAAAUUUCUUCAUCCUUCUUUUAUUUCCUUCUUCCCUCCUUUCAUCUGUUUUCUAUCAUUUCCUUGGUGUUGUAUUAGCCCCUUUCUUAUAGGCAGAAGUAUUUAUAGAAAUGGGUGAAUUACAUUAGACUUGUAUAAAUAUUAUCCCCCUGCAACUUUCCACUAGCUCUGAGGUAACAUAUUCAGAAUACGCGAUAAGGUGUGCCCACGGGAAGUCACGUCACGUAGUGCUGAGUUAAGCAUUAAGUGACCGGCUCUCUGGCCACAUAUUGCAGGCAGUAGUUUGAUAACCCUGACUAGAGGAAGACGUUAUUGAGAGCCAUCGGAGAUGGGUCCGUUUUCCCUCGACGGAGGACGUCGUCGGAUAUAUUUCCGUUCUCCCUCGACGGGUCUCUACUUACCUCACUCACCGCUCAUCAACAGGACGUACUUAGCAGAGCUAUUUAACAUAGCCUCUGUCAUCAUUUAACCUUUGAUCUAUAUUUUAGUAUGUCUAGAAUGUAAGGUAACGUGCUUCACAAGUCAUUGUUACAAGUAGUGACAACCCAGGAAGAUUGUUACUUACAUGACAGUUUCCCAAGUAACUGUUAUAUUCACGGUAACAGUCUCCUCAACAUAUACACAGUUGAUAAAUGUAGAGAUAUUAUGUUCUCCCCAUUACUGUGGCAUAACUGUUACAUCUGUUACUUAGAAGGAAAUCGUUAUAGUGUUUCAUCUUUUAUUUAAUUUCCUCUAUUUUUUUUAUUUGGUUUCUCUAACCCUUUCAAUAUUUUGUUCCAUUCUUUCUUUACUCAAUCGAACUCCAUUUAGUUUUAUUCUCUAUUUUCCCGACUCCCUCUUUUUCCAUAUUUUUCUUCGUCCCAUCUUUAUUCUUUGUUCAAUCUUCUUUACUGUACUCCGUUUUUUACUGUGAAUAUUUAAAUAAGAAUUGUGUAUAUUAGCUUAAGCUUCGAUAACAGACACAGCUACAAAAUAUAGCUUCGUUGAUUGGAUUGAUUUUAGCUUUAAUAUAUUAGUGUUUGUUGAGCCUGAGCAGACAUUGAAAUGUUUCCUUAAAUUGUGUAAAGGUGACUUAUCAGGUUGAUGCUAUACAUCUUCACUAUAAACUUAAGUAUACUGGUAGAAGACAUAAAUCAAAUAUUAAAGUUCUAUAAAAUAUAAAGAUAUUAAAGGGUAAUGAAUGAAGAGACGAGUUCACUCCAGUCACCAACCAAACCCAACGUAAACUACCGAGCCAUAGUUAACCUAACAAUAAAGGAGAUUCUAUGAUCAUUAAACUAGAAUUGGGUCUUUUCUAAGUUAAAAUAUGUCUUGUAUGGUUAUGUCAAUCCAAGUUCUAAAAUUAAUGUGUAAUAAAACUCGAUGUGUAAGACAUAUAUCACCCGUGACAAUUGUGGGAUAAAACGCCACACAAGAGGUUAGACUCGGCCAUGAUAUUGUUUUUAUAUUACUAAGGAUAAGACAGACUUUGGGUGACGAGGUCCAUAAAGAGAUAUAUGAUGAAUGUUUAGCAAUAUGACGUGGACGUUGAGGAUAUGAUGAAUGUUGAGUUAGACCGAUGUAACAAUUGUGUGGUGGAUGGCGGGUAGAGGCUAGGCAGACCACAUGGAUGGAGGGAGCCAGUUACUGAGGACUUAAGGUCUGGGGAACUUGUCAGUAAAGGUAGCUGGUUUAAUAAUUGUUCUCGGUUAACAUAGUUAUUCAGCAAACCUAAUUUAACCAUUAAGGCUGAAGAACAGACCUAUUGGAUUCCAGUCCUAAAGAGUCCUAGGCAUAAUGUGCUCUUGUCCAAAAUGAAAGGUUAGGUUGUAGCUAAUAAGACCCAAGGCCAAUUUUACACACAUACACCAUGUUUGAAUCUGGAUGUGUGAAUGUAGGGAAAAACAAUAUGGAAUAAUCAUGACAGCUAAAGCAACAUCACUAAUCUCGUUCGCUUUGCUUCAGUAAACUCUGCCUGAAAUGAAGUUUUAACUCAUAUUUUUUUUACGGUUGACGCAUAAGUUUAAAUACACGCUUAAGGACCUUAGCUGUUGACUCGCAGUAGUACUGUUAUAUCCUCAACGUCAACUAAUAUGAACUUAUAUUUUGUGUGUGUUUUGGUUUCGACUUUGACUUAUUGGAAACAUUGUAAACCCAUAGAUAGAUGUGUAAUUGAAGUAAAAUAAUACCAUUUU